AGUCACCCGCUGGAACACCAGAAAAUUAUUGGUGUUUAGUAACGGUUAAAUUGGUUAAUUAUGUAUCGUAUGCAAUUAAUAAUAUGAUCAAUGAUAUUAUUGUUUUACUGAUAGGUACCUAAACUAGAUAUUUAUAUUUUUUUGAAGCGUCGACGCAUAGGUAGUGAUUGGGAGUGCUUGGGGAGCUUAGUUCCCCCAAAAUUAUUGAACAUUUUUCAAAGUAUUAAAUAGGUACCUAUUAUGCAACAAUGCAAUGAACGAUUUAGGCCCCUCUAAAAUUCAAUCAAAUAUCCGCCUAUGCGUUGACGUAAAUGUUAUCGAACAAACACAGUUUAGUCGAUGUUCUUGGUUACUAUGAGUAUGUGUAUUGUGUAAUGUACUAGAACUACAAAAAUAUUUUAUUUUUUGUUGCUUGAAUUAAUUACUGUUAUGAUUUCAACGUUCGUGUAAAAUGGAUUCUGAUUCAUUGGAUUGGAUAUGGGGAGAUUUUAACAACUCGUCUAAUCUGGCCGAGUUGAUUGAAGAAGACGAAGACGAUAACUACACAUCGUUUGAUAGUGAUAAUGACGAUAAAUCAGACACUAACUCCGAUUCGAGUUCCAACAACGAUUGUUCGUUGUUAAUUGGUGAUAAAAGAACUGCACAAGAACUGAAUGAAAUUAUCAACGACAUCAAGAAUCAACAUGACAAAACGUUGUCCGAAUUAGAUUCAACGACUGAUGAUGAAUACGAAAACGAUAAUCACGAAACUGUCGAUAAAUUUUACACUGAUGUUUUGGAAUCAGUAAAAACUAUGUUGACGGAUGUCGAAUUAGAAUGGUUAGAUACAUUGUAUCAAUGUAUUUUAAAUGAGAAAAAUAUACCAGAGUCUUAUAAAAAAACUACAAGUAUUGAAAAGCUAAUAAAUUUGUACGCCAACAAUUUUAUUGAACAGUUUAAAAUAAAAUAUCCAAAUAGAAGACAAUUGGUUUUAGUACUUCUAAAUGAAUGUGGUGUACAGAAAUGUGUUUGCACUACAAUCAAACCAUCUAGAUUAGUUUAUCCCAAUCUGAAAGAUUUGAUCAGUUACAGUGAAUUUGUUGCUAAACAUAUAACAUAUAUCAAGUUGGAAGAUCCCUUGGCUGUGCCUAACAAAAUCAUGUCUCCUACAACAACAUUAGAAAUGCAAACUGCCAACUGUUUUGAAAUGGCGAUACUAUUAGUAUCUUUUUUAAUUGGUUGUGAAUACAAUGCUUUUGUUGUGUACGGUUAUGCCUCAAAAAUCGUGUGCAAUAAUGAUCUAAGAAAAGUCAAGUUAGACUGGGAAGAAUAUGAUAAACAUAAGUCAGAUUCAGAAAAUAUUACGGAAGAUUUUGAUGAUGCGCAUUUUUUAAAACCUAAGAAUGAUUUGUGCAGUGAGUAUAUUAAGUUUCUAAUAGAAGAAGAAAAAAAAAAAAUGAUGGUCAAAGAUGAAGUAAAAGAGGUUGACUUUAAUUAUUCAUCUGAUCCAUUAUUUGAGAAACGAGUGCAUGCUUGGGUCAUAGUUAUACCAUUGAAAAAUGAGGACGAAAAUAUGAACGAAAUUCCAUUUUUUAUUGAACCUAGUACUGGUGAGCGGAAAGAAGUUUCUAAUGAGAAUUAUAUUGGAAUAGAAGCGAUUUGGAAUAAUAGAAAUUAUUGGGUUAAUUUACAAUCAUUGAAUGGAGGUUGUACGCAGUAUAAUUUUACUUUGACGAAUACGAAGUGUUGGGAACAUUUUUUACCAGAUGAACAUCAUAGUUUACAGGGGGGAACAUUAGAUUUUAAACAUAAUGAAAAUACAUCAUUCAAUCAUCUUGUGAUGCCUAACUCGUGGGUUAACGUUUUACAAGUUCCUAGGAACAAAUAUCUCAUGCUAUAUCCAAGCGGUAAAAAAGUUGUGACAUAUAUGAAUGCAAUCAAAGAGUUUUAUUCUGAUUACAUCAUGCCUGAUGGAUUGAUUGAAAAAACCUCAUUCUUCACUAAUUCUGAUUACGUUAAUACAACAUUUGUUACGGAAAUAUAUAAAUAUAGAAUAGACAAAUUAAUCAGAGUUGAAACAAAAUAUACCACUAAAGAAAAAGAAACUGUAGAAUAUUUUGAAAGCGGCCGGGAUGACUUUUUAAAAACACAUAAGUUUUAUGGCAAUUGUAACAAUAUACAGAACAAACAUUUUGUUACGUUUUAUAAUUUGAGACUUGAUUCAAUGGCUGAAUUACAAAUUGAUGAAAAUAGUUUCAUAACUACGUUUAAUGAGAGACCGGAUUUAUUAUUUUGGCGUAAGUGUAUAUUUCAAAAAACAGAAAAUAAUAAUUAUCAAAAUUUAAACAUCAAAAGGAAAUCUAUGAGUAUCGUUGAAAAAUAUUUGAGAGAUAAAUCAAAACAUAAAGAUCGAGAUAUUGCAACUAUAAGUUUCAAUCUUGAAUUUAAUAGUAUUUAUGUUCAAUAUCAAUAUGGUGAAGGACAAAUAACCCAGUCAAGUAGAUUAUUUCAAAAGCCCACUUCUAUAAGAAAAGAAGAUUUUGAUCCUAAAUCUGUUAUUGAAGAUAUUGUUUAUCCAUAUGAGGGUCAUUUAAAAACUCAUGAAGCGUAUGUUAUGUUACGAGAUUUGAUUGAAGCCGAAAAAGAAGCACUACAUAACGUAUCAAAACUAGAGGAUGAUAUUAUAAAAAUAUUAGGAAUACGAAGUCGAGAACGAACAGAGUUUAAGUUACAGAUUGAUUCAUUGGAUUGGGAUAGAAAUCAUAAAAUCAGAAAAUUACUCCAAAACGAAAAAGAUAAAAAACUCGCUCUUUCUAAACGAGAUAAAAAAACAAACACUGAUAACUCUUUACCAUAUUGUGUAAUCAUUCAAAGGUAUUUUACACAAGAUAUGAAUGCUUUUAAUGUUCGUGAAAAAAUCAUACAAAAUUUUAGACAAAAUACUAAAAAACAAUUUUUACGAACUAAAAAAUUAUUUAUAACGAAAAAAUUCAAGUUGCAGUCCACGAUGAAAGCAUUAGAAACCGACCGUUUCACAGAGGUUGAACUCAAAAAUAAAACGUUAAUAUUGUGCUCGUUGUUGAAAAACGAACUUAAUGCAUUAGUGUUGAAAAUGGAAAGAUACAAUCAAACUCGUAUUGAGAGAUAUAAUAAUUUGGCAUCAUACUUAAAUAGUUAUCCUGAUUUUAAAACUUUAUUACCUUUA
Molecule: messenger RNA, 3184 nt
Organism: Melanaphis sacchari
Lineage: Eukaryota; Metazoa; Arthropoda; Insecta; Hemiptera; Aphididae
Product: dynein regulatory complex subunit 7-like
Exons: 13
Biological process (GO): flagellated sperm motility
Cellular component (GO): motile cilium
Source: RefSeq, a predicted model, not a curated record